Molecule: messenger RNA, 1155 nt
Organism: Salvia miltiorrhiza (redroot sage)
Lineage: Eukaryota; Viridiplantae; Streptophyta; Magnoliopsida; Lamiales; Lamiaceae
Product: protein PHLOEM PROTEIN 2-LIKE A10-like
Exons: 1
Coding region: 1-1155 (384 amino acids)
Source: RefSeq, a predicted model, not a curated record
AUGGGCUUAGAGUUGUUAGAGAAAGGCUUAGACUAUGCAAAGAAGAAGAGAAAGUGGGCAUUUGUUGUGGGACUCACGUGCUACGGCGUGCACAAGCUCUACAACUUCCCCUGUGUUGUUAAGAGGAGGCAAAGCUUGUCCAAAUUCUUGGCUGCCUUCACUUCAGUAGCUGAAAUGGUCUCCGAUUCCGCCGACGCACUCGGGAUUCUUUCCAAAGAUCUCAAGCAGUUUCUGGCCUCGGAUUCCGAUCAAAUUCCUCAGAGUCUGAAGCAGCUCUCCAAAAUAGCCAACUCCAAUGAAUUCUCCGACACAUUAACUACCAUCACGCGGGCUUCAGCUGUCGGAAUCUUGAGCGGCUAUCACCACGACUCGGCUAAAGGCGGUGAUCACGGCUUCUCCGACAGGGUCAUGGACAAGCUAUUCUCCGAUGCAGGCGCCGGAUUCGCGUCUGCAGUGGUGGGAAGCUUUGCCAGAAACACGGUGAUGGCAUUGUUCUUGGAGUGGCAAUCCAAUGCAGAUGCAGCCAAAGGCUCCGUUCCGUGGUGGAUCGAGCUAGUGUGCGAGGAAAACUGCAGAGCGCUGGUCGGGGAUAUGAUCCGAGUGUUUGUGAGCACUGCCGUGACUGCGUAUCUGGAGAAGACGAUGAACGUGAACGCGUACGAGGAGUUCUUCGCGGGCUUGACUAACCCUAAGCACCAAGGCAGAGUGAGAGAGCUGCUAGUGUGUGUGUGCAAUAAUGCAGUAGAUACCUGUGUCCGGACAUCUUACCAUGCGUGGAGAUCAAACUCUGCUGCUGUCUCCAAGCCGCAUUUGGGCGGAGACGAGAAAGGCGGCGUGAGGGCGUGGCAGCUGAUCAGGAGGAACCAAGAGAGUGGAUGGAUGCGGGCAAUGCGCGUGCCAGCCAAUAGGAAACUUGUCCUGGAUGCGACCGGGGUGGCCACCUUCGAGGGGGUGAGGUCGUUUCUCGAGGUCGUGCUGGAGAAGGUGGAGGAGAGCGUCAAGAUGAGCGUCGACGUUGUUCAGCAGGAGGUGGUGGAGAAGGGAGUGGAAGCGGUGAGGUAUGCCAGUGGGAGAUCUUCUGCAUUCACUGCUCUGUGUCUUACUUUGUGCUUCAACAUCUUGAACAGCCCUUGGAUUUUUACGCCCUAUACAUGA